Messenger RNA from Schistosoma mattheei, 3241 nucleotides. NCBI's taxonomy places the organism in Eukaryota, Metazoa, Platyhelminthes, Trematoda, Strigeidida, Schistosomatidae. The record is from the annotation of a GenBank genome assembly.
CUCUCUCUCUCUCGCUCGCUCACUACUUUACAAAACUAAUCACUAAUCCUUAGAAGAUAAUAAAAUAUGACUCAAAUCUUAUUGGUUCAAGAUGUUCUGAAGGAAUAGACAUUCGAUGUAUUAAACUUAAGAAGAAGUAGUUACUCAACCUAUUUGAUAAUGAUCUAUUAUUAAUUUAUGCAUUACUGUCAUCAUUACCGAACACAAUGGAUAAACUCAUACACAUACAUUCUAAUUUGUUAGUUGUGUCUGUCUGUUUAUCCAUCAAUCUAUCUAUCUAUUUACUUAUUCAUCCAUUCAUCAAUAGAUCCACGUGCCCGCUUACCUUAUUAAAUCAAAAGAAGAAAAAAAGAUAACACUAUUAAAUAACUGAAGUGAAGAAGUCGAAGUGUUCAAUUGGAAUUAAAUCAUGAGUAGUCAUCAGGAUAGUGCAAAAAUCAAAUCAACUGAUAUGCCAGAAUCUAUGCAAUGUAUAGCUGUUGAUUGUUGUGCAGCAGCAUGUGAACGUUUUACAGAUGAUAGAGAUAUAGCUAAAUAUAUUAAACAAGAAUUUGAUAAACGUUAUGGUGGAACAUGGCAAUGUGUAGUUGGAAAACGUUUUGGUUGUUGGUUAAUACACAUUUAUCAAUGUGAAUGGUUGUAUUGUUUAUAUAAUUAAAUUGUGUUUGUGUAUGUGACGAAUUGUUUCCAUUAAUGUUAUGUAAGCAAUUAGUAAAAAUCCUUAAGUAGUAAGAUAUGUAUUUCACUUUAGUUGAAGCAUCUCUCUCUAUUAGUUCUUAUCAUUUAUUGUUUCAGGGAUUCAGAUUUAAAAAUUACAUGUUAAGUAGUACAUUAGAUUUUAAAGAUCUCAAAAACUGGUAAUUGGUUUUCGAUAUUAUAAGUAUAUAGGUUAGAUAGAAAAACUAAAUGUAAUGUAAUACAAGAUAAGGUAUUACAACUUUACAAAGAGAAGUAAGAUGGAUUUUUGAACAUGAUACCUAACGAGAACGGUACUUAUAAUAAAAAGCAGUCAGAUUUUUGAUAAUCAAUUUUAAGUGAUAUCUUUUUAUAGCAUGAAAGGAAUUGCAUUUGUUUAAAACCUUGGUUCUCGUCUAUUCUUGGAUCUCAGUCUGAGACUAUGAAACGGAACUUUUUACAUCCUAUUAGACUGUUUAUAGGACUAGGUCAUACAAGUUAAUUAGUUAUUAUCAAGUAAUUUACUUUUAAUUGAAUUACUUUGAUGAGUUUUUCGGUGUAUCUAUCAGUCACUGAAUCCUUGUUGCUAUAGUACAGUAAGAUUUCACAUUAGGAACUCCUGCCUUUCUAAAAAUUAGAUACCAAUCAGUAACAUUGAAUAGUGACUUACGGUGCAAUCUAGAACUCGUGUUUCGUCAUAUUUAAGGCUUAAUUAUGACUUAGUGGCAAUAUUGGGUCAAUCCAAGUAAGAUAUACACAUCCCAAAGAGACUAGUCAAUUCCAACAACACGUAAAUUCAAACUCCUGCUUUGGUAUUUUCUAGAAAUCAAUUACCCAAAGUAAUUUGGUGGCUUGUGGUUUACUCAUUAUUAUUAUGCUAUAAUAAUGUUUCUCACCAAAUGUACAAACAUUGGGUACUUUCCAGUAAACUACAAAAAAAUUGGUCUGAAUUGAUCAAAAUAGAAAUAUCAUCCACGUUGGUACACUGAACAUUAAUGCAAUGAGAUUAUAUCCUCUACGAAGUAACAAUGAUUCCAUAGGCGGUAGAAGAGACUCCACAUAGGAAUCAGAACGUAAUAAUCAACAAAUUAUAAAUGAAAAACAAAAAGUAGUUCCUUAAUAAGUACAAACAAUUGUCAAUAGUCAGCUGGUUCUGGUAAAGUUGCUUCUAUGGUCUGAAUACCUUAAUUGUAGAGGCUUCAUUAUUUUUCUUCCUGAGCCACAAAUCUUUGCCCUCCCAUCUAAGCCAAAUAUGAUGAUAAUUUUCUUGAAAUUUCAUCCCGAACUGACAUUAUUCAAUGAGACAUGGAUUAAUGAUAGAUACUGUACAGUCGUUUUGUUUAAGAUAGGGAUUUUUUGCAAUACAAAUCUUUAACAUCACUGGAGACUGAACUUAAAGUUCUCAGGAUUUUAUGCGAGUACAUCAGUCUAUUGAUCCAUAUUUAUAAGUUUAGGUAAUUCAUAAUUUAGCACGGUUUUUUAAACUUCUACUUAAUCACAUUGGUGUAAUUAUAAUCAAUAAUUAUUGACUCAUGAGGUUAAGGUUCUCUGUUGGCCGAUUGUGUAUUCCUAAGAAUUCUCAGUUUUAUUCAUUUUCAUAAUUUCAUUAGAGUGAAUUAUUCACUGAAUCCAGCUAUCUCGAUAUUUUUAUUUUUAUUUAUUCUUUGCAAUCGUAAAAGUAAUUAUUGUGACCGGAUAUGGAUGUAUUUAUUUAUAUCGGUUCAAAUUGAUUUUAUCAAAUAUGAAUUGUAGAACUAUAUAAAUGAGGAUAUCUGUUUCGCGCAUCUAUGUGUGUUUGUGUGUAUAUACAGUGACUUGUGUAAAGGUUUACAUUACCUGCAUAUCUUUAUAUUUAUCUAAGUGCACUACAAGAGGCUAGAUUUAAAGGGAGGCAUGCUGUACUGAUCAGUUUUUAUUAUUUUAUGAAGUUAAAUAAAUGAGUUUUUAAUGUAUGUAAGAUCGUGCGUUUCUAGCGGAGUAUCAUAGUUAAUCCUAUAUUUUCAUUUAUUUAUAACGAGCAUACGUCGCUUUCUAGAAAUUCUAAUUUCUAAUCAUCUGGUCAUGACACAUGUAUCAUAAUUUCAUUACUAUUAACAGUCUACCCAAUGCUCGAUUUAUUCCAAAUUAAGUCAAACCUUGGUAACGAUACUUAUAAGCGAAGUAUAUGUUUGUGACUGGUGAAUGAAUACAAAUGAUUUUAGAAUAAACAAUAAUUUCUUUAGGCAGUGAAUUUCAUUGUUGAAUAGUGAAUAUUCUCCAUUCGCUUGGUGUAGAUGUCCAAAAUUGGUGAACAAUAUCCUCAACAAACAUACUGAAAAUAGUUUGGACAUUUGUAGCCAAUGUAUCUUAAUAAUCCCCUCGUCACUUGUCUGAAUAACCUUCAAAUAUCUUGCAAAUCUCAUCUGAACCUUUAAAUGAAUUUGUGUUUUUUUAGGAUUUUAAUCUUAUGUUAAAUAUGUUACAGUUUAGAUAUUCGAAACGAAAUUUUCCAAUACUGGCUGAUUAUUACGUAUAAUAUCGUUUAGUUCCUCAUGUUUUUUAAACACCUAGUUAUCAACUAUAUUUG